AAAAAAAAUACGGCAUAAUAAGAAACAAAACUAAGCUGUUGCUCUUAUUAUUUGGAGUUAACACUGAAUCCUCUCCUACCCCAACGAUGGCGGACAAAGAACCACAACAACCUGAAGAGCUACCUAUAGUCCUGGUUCAUCGUCUACCGUCAUUCAAGAUUCCUUCCGACCCUUCUUUCAGAGACCAGUUACGUUCUCAAUUCCAUAUGCUAGACCCUCACGAAUCGCCUGAGCCAUAUGACUCCUUUCUUGCCCGUCAUGCUCCCUUCAUAAGAGUUCUCAUGACUAUCGGCCCUUCUCCAAUUUCCGCCGAGUUUCUCGAGCGACUGCCUGUUUUGGAGCUGAUAGUGGCAACAAGUGCUGGCCUUAAUCAUAUAGACCUCCCUGCUUGUUGGAGACGAGGCAUCGUUGUUACGAAUGCUAGCUUAGCCUUCGCAGAGGAUGUAGCGGAUUGUGCUGUUGGGUUGUUGAUCGAUGUGCUGAGAAGAAUCUCUGCUGCUGAUAGAUUUGUUCGUGGUCGGCUGUGGCCUGUUAAAGAAAACUACCCUCUUGGUUUUAAGUUAGAUGGUAAGCGAGUAGGGAUUGUGGGCUUGGGAAGCAUUGGUUCUGAAGUUGCAAAGAGGCUCUUAGCCUUUGGCUGCACCAUUGCCUACACCUCAAGAAACAAGAAGCAAUCCGUUUCAUUUCCUUUCUAUGCUAAUGUCCGGGACCUUGCUGCAAAUAGUGAUGUUCUCGUUCUUUGUUGUGCACUGACAAAGGAAACUUACCACAUGAUCAAUAAGGAUGUCAUGGUAGCAUUAGGGAAGGAUGGAGUGAUAAUCAACGUCGGGCGUGGCUCGUUGAUCAACGAGAAGGAAUUAGUGCAGUGUUUGGUGGGGGGAGAAAUGGGUGGUGCUGGUCUUGAUGUGUAUGAAAACGAGCCUAAUGUCCCAAAGGAGCUAUUUGGACUUGAUAAUGUCGUGUUGUCUCCACACUGCGCUGUCAUGACUCCAGAAUCCUUUGAAGCUUUGGAACAGCUGAUUGUUGUCAACUUAAAAGCCUUCUUUUCCAAUAAACCUUUGGUAUCAGUAGUCUCAAAUGAAUGAACCAUUCAUUCUUUUGCUUUAAUGUAAAGCAUUGACAAAUGCUCAAUGAAGAAAGGAUAA
Molecule: messenger RNA, 1145 nt
Organism: Gossypium arboreum
Lineage: Eukaryota; Viridiplantae; Streptophyta; Magnoliopsida; Malvales; Malvaceae
Product: glyoxylate/hydroxypyruvate reductase HPR3-like
Exons: 2
Coding region: 87-1085 (332 amino acids)
Cellular component (GO): cytosol
Molecular function (GO): NAD binding; glyoxylate reductase (NADPH) activity; hydroxypyruvate reductase [NAD(P)H] activity
Source: RefSeq, a predicted model, not a curated record